Hylaeus volcanicus is the source of this 2035-nucleotide messenger RNA. RefSeq names its product glutaminase kidney isoform, mitochondrial (gene GLS). The record is from RefSeq and is a predicted model, not a curated record. Gene Ontology annotation, biological process: L-glutamine catabolic process. The transcript has 9 exons. Gene Ontology annotation, molecular function: glutaminase activity. Bases 216 to 1892 code for a protein of 558 amino acids. NCBI's taxonomy places the organism in Eukaryota, Metazoa, Arthropoda, Insecta, Hymenoptera, Colletidae.
UUCGAUUCAGGUGAACAAAUUUUUGUGUCGUUACUACGUAUUAAAAAAGUAGCCUAAGUCGUCACCCACGUUCAUUUUUCUCGCGCGGAAACAGUAGCACCCUCCCCCCAGGCCGAAGAUAGUCCACUGCGUUUGAUUCCCAAAAAAAAAAAAAAAAAAACCGCAGUGUACAUACAGUGUGUUGCGAAAUUCAGAACACCGCGUCUAAAUCGCGCAUGUGCCCCAAGUGGCUGGCCUCUCCCCUGGCAGACGUCCCUUAUAAUAACCGCAGUAACACCCAGUUGCCGGGACGUCGAGGGUCGCGCUAUCGCGACACCGUCUCUGAUAAUACGUGCGUACGCGUGCGUGUCAAAGCCGUACCAAGUGUGCCAAUCCUCCACCGCGUGCUCCUCAACGAGACAGGUCGUCUACGAGCGAUCGUCAGGGGCUCGAGGAUGCUGAAGAUCGUCAAAGUUGGAGCUGACGGGCUCAGGAGACUCCAUACCAGCAACAAGAGACGAGCCGCAGUACCAGCGUCGAAGAAGCUUGGAAUUUUAAAAUACUUGGACGCCGCUUACGGAAGUGCCUUAGAAUUAGAACGCGCGCAGACACGCGACUACAGCUUCAUUCAUGACAGCCACUACAUGUAUACCAGAGACCAGGACCAAGCGACAAAUGCCGAGGAUGUGCUAUUCGACAUGUUCAAAAACGAGGAGACUGGUCUUCUACCGAUUGGCAAGUUCUUGGCCGCUUUGAGGACGACCGGUUUACGAAACGACGACCCCAGACUUCAAGAAUUCACGGACAAUUUGCGGAAAGAGCACUUGAAGGGGGGACACGAGGGUAUCUCGCCAGAGACGCAGAAGCUGAACAAGGAACAGUUCAGAAGGGUCAUCAAUCCCAACAUAGUCCUGAUUUCGAGGGCGUUCAGACACCAGUUCAUCAUCCCUGACUGGUCGGGUUUCACCAAGCACAUAGAGGACUUCUAUUGGAAAUGCAAGUCGAACUCCGAGGGCAAGGUCGCCUCCUACAUACCGCAACUGGCGAGGAUGAAUCCGGAUUACUGGGGCGUCUCUGUCUGCACGAUCGAUGGACAGAGGUUCAGCAUCGGCGACACGUCCAUUCCCUUCACCCUGCAGAGCUGCAGCAAACCUCUGACCUACGCCAUUGCUCUGGACAGGCUAGGCCAGGAAGUCGUUCAUCAAUAUGUUGGCCAGGAACCGUCUGGACGAAACUUUAACGAGUUGGUGCUGGACUAUAACAAGAAACCCCAUAACCCCAUGAUCAACGCCGGCGCGAUACUGGUCUGUUCCCUGUUGAAGUCUCUGAUCAAACCAGAAAUGACUCUGGCCGAGAAGUUCGACUUCGCCAUGAACUACUUCAAGAAGCUAGCUGGUGGGGAGAACCUAGGCUUCAACAAUGCUGUCUUUUUGUCCGAGAGAGAGGCUGCUGAUAGGAAUUACGCUUUAGGAUUCUACAUGAGGGAGCACAACUGUUAUCCCGACAAGAGUAAUCUGCGGGAAAUAAUGGACUUCUACUUCCAAUGCUGCUCUAUGGAAGCUAACUGCGACACGAUGGCGGUGAUGGCAGCUACUUUGGCCAAUGGAGGCAUUUGUCCCAUCACAGAGGAGAAGGUCCUGAAGCCUGACAGCGUUCGAGACGUCCUCAGCCUGAUGCACAGCUGCGGCAUGUACGACUACAGUGGUCAGUUCGCUUUCAAGGUUGGUAUACCAGCGAAGUCCGGGGUGUCUGGUAGCCUUCUGGUGGUCAUUCCUAACGUAAUGGGUAUUUGCACAUGGUCGCCACCCUUGGAUCCCCUUGGCAACUCGUGUCGUGGCGUGCAAUUCUGCGAAGAGCUAGUCACAGAGUUCAACUUCCACAGGUACGUAGACCAUUUAUCGAUACACGAUUAGUUUCAAUGCAAGAUAUGUUGAUAGUCUUGAUAGUAGAUGCAAUUUUCACACGUACGUUCAACACACUUGCACGAAAACUUUAUACACUUAACGGCAAAGGUGUGCAAAAUUGUAUUCAAGUUAAACUCGAAACCGCUCAUCUU